AUGCACACGAGAUCUCAGGGUACACCGCCUUUCGGAUUACUCUGUUAUCAAAGAAGGAAAGGGUCAGGAAGUUCAGCCGGGUUUGAAAUUCAACAGGAUUCGCCGAGUCCAAUCAGAGAUAACCCAUUGUUUGAGAAUAGUGACAGUGAUCUGGAAGCUGAGUCGAUGGCCGACAAUAAUAACAACAACGCUGUCCCACCACCCGUUGUGAGGUUUGGCGACACUCUUAGAUCGGGAAUUGAGUACCCCGGAGAACCCCCGAAUGUGGAACACAAUCUGAUCAAGAGGGUCUUAUUCCCAUUCUCUCUGAGGGAGAAAGCAAGAGCUUGGUAUGACUCUAUACCGGGCUACAACAUUGAAACAUUCCAAGAGUUGAAGACGUUGUUCCUCUUAGAAUAUAAUUCCCCGAUGAAGAUCGAGAAAUUGAGAGAAGAGAUCACUUCUUUCCAUCAAAAGUAUGAUGAGUCCUUUGCAGAAGCUUGGAAGAGAUUCACAGACCUGAUAAGGAAAUGCCCGAGCCAUGGUCUAGCUCCGGGGCAUGACCUUUUGAAAUUCUACAAGGGACUCAACAAUGAAGGCACGGGACUAGUUACUGCAGGCUCUAAUGGAAACCUGGAUGACUUAACGCAUGAGGAUGUGAGAGCCUUAUUCCAAAGGUUGGCUAACAAUCAACGGAACUGGCACAACCCAAGGAGAGCAGCAGAGAAAGGAGGAGACACAUUCGGUGCUACAAAGGAUGCAGAGAGAGUAUCUGCAAUUGAAGCUCAAUUGGCAGAUAUAAGCACCCAGAUGUCGUCGAUGACAAAGGCAGUGAAAUCGCUGCAACUGACUCCUCAACCCAAAGCAGUGGCAGUGAUGAGAUGUGGAUUGUGUCAAGGAGGGCAUCAUACUGAUCAAUGUUCUAGUCUUCAAGGACCACCAAUCGAGGAUGUGAACUACAUUGGCAACAAUUGCCAAGGGUUUAACCAAGGCAACCAAUACAGCAAUCAGCAGAAUUGGAGGCCUCAGCAAUCGAACUGGAAUCAAAGUGGUCCUAGCAACAACUCGGGGAACCAAUGGAGGACAAACACUCAACCCCCGGGUUAUGAGAAGAAGCCAUCGGUAGAAGAUCAAUUGGGACAGAUACUCUCCUUCAUGACCAAGAGUCAAAAGGAGAAUGAGAGCUUCAAAGAAAGGACGGUAGAGAAGUUUGGUCAGAUGGAGGCUACAUUGAGGAAUCUCGAGACUCAAAUUGGGCAGAUUGCUACAGCAUCUCACACAAGAAUCCCGAAUACCAUCCCAAGCAAUACGGUGCCUAAUCCUAAGGGCUAUGAGCAGUGCAAGGCAGUUAAGCUAAGAAGUGGUCGCGAGUUAGGUUCGACACCAUUAAUUGACGGCCAAGUUCAGGCUGCAUCUGGCAGCAAGAAGUAUGGUGAAGAAUCCGAUUCAAGUGGAAAAAUUCGAGUAGAGAAGGAUAUCCGCAAAAAGAUCCCGCUAAGUCCGGCAAUGGACCCGAAGUGUCCAUUUAAUUUUCCAGAUUUUAUCCCCCCGCCUCCUUUCCCAAUCGAGAAGAAGAAGACAAAGAAAAUAACUCAAGAGAAAGGACUCGAUUGGAUGAUGAGUAUCAUUAGGAAAGUCAGAGUAGAUGUGUCCUUAGUGGAUUUGUUCCUACACUUUCCUAAAUUCUCCAAGUUUUUUAAGGACCUUAUCGCAAAAAAGGAGAAGAUACAAGAGGAUGGUGUGGUGAGAUUGAGCGCAUUUUGCUCACAAUUGGUGAAGGGGAAGAUACCUGCGAAGAGACGAGACCCUGGGAGUUGUGUGAUCCCAUGUGAGAUGGGAGAUAAAAAGUUCCCAAAGUGCCUACUUGAUCAAGGCUCGGGAAUAUCAUUGAUGGCUCUGAAGACGGCGAGGUCAAUCGGUCUACAAGCGAGGAUUGAGUCAAUCGAUAUUGAGCUACAAUUGGCGGAUCACUCAAUUGUGAAGCCACUAGGGAUCAUCAAGGAUGUCUUGGUGAAGGUGGACAAGUUUGUACUCCCGGUCGACUUUAUUGUCCUAGAGAUGGAAGAGGACAAGGACAUGCCUAUCCUCUUUGGUAGGCCAUUCUUAGCGACCGGGGAUGUUGUGAUUAAGACCAAGACAAACACGGUGGUGUUUCGAGUAGAUGGUGAAGAGCUGGUGAUCAAGCAAGAGAAGGCGGGGAAGCGCCUAUUGGAGCCUGGAUAG
Molecule: messenger RNA, 2202 nt
Organism: Salvia splendens (bonfire salvia)
Lineage: Eukaryota; Viridiplantae; Streptophyta; Magnoliopsida; Lamiales; Lamiaceae
Exons: 3
Coding region: 1-2202 (733 amino acids)
Source: RefSeq, a predicted model, not a curated record